AGUGGAACCGGCGGUGGUAUUUGCAACGGAACCACCCAGGCUGCAGUAUUUACGGUAACGAGGGCCGGCCCUAGCGGCGGUAUUUACGGUAAAGGGGGGCCGGUCCCGGCAGCGGUUUUUACGGUAACAGGGGACAGCCGGGGAGGCGGUAUUUACGGUAACGGGGGCCGGGCUCGCGGAGGCCCGUCGGCGCGGCCCGCUCGCCGCGUUAUCAGGUGAUCUCCAGCCCAGGCGGCCACCACCCCCUGCACCCAGCGGAAAAUGCAAAAUGGCCCUCUGGGACUGUGAGGGGCCGCGGCUCCCAGCCCGGGCCCGCCGCACCCCCAGCCCGCAGCCUGCGGGCGGCAGCGCCGCGCCAGGUCCGGGUGCAGCCCCCUCCCGCCCCUCCGCCGGGGCCCCGGCCUGAGCCCCCCACCCCCAGCAACCCGGCGUCCACAUGGGUCUGUGCUACAGUCUACGACCGCUGCUCUUCGGGGAUCCGGAGGACGUCUCCCGCGCCGCCUCGGAAGCGCCUGCGGAAGACGUGCGGCCCGGCCCGGCCCCGGCCCCGGCCCCGACCCCCGCCCGGGCCCCGGCGGCGGUCGGGGGAGACGCGGUCCCGACCCCGCUCCCUCGGGGCGCGGGCGGGAGCCCGGCGUGUGCGCGGCCCAAAGCCGCCCCAAAGAAGGAGCGGCGGCGGCGUCCGGAGCAGCUGCGAGCCGAGGAGCGCGAGGCCGAGCGCGAGGCGAAGAAGGUCAGCAGGAGCAUCGACCGCAUGCUCCGCGAGCAGAAGCGCGACCUGCAGCAGACGCACCGGCUGCUGCUGCUGGGGGCUGGUGAGUCUGGGAAGAGCACUAUCGUCAAACAAAUGAGGAUCCUGCAUGUCAAUGGAUUUAAUCCUGAAGAGAAGAAACAGAAAAUUCUGGACAUCCGGAAAAAUGUUAAAGAUGCUAUUGUGACAAUUGUUUCAGCGAUGAGUACUAUCAUACCUCCCGUUCCGCUAGCCAACCCAGAAAACCAAUUCCGAUCAGACUAUAUCAAGAGUAUAGCUCCUAUCACCGACUUUGAAUAUUCCCAGGAAUUCUUUGAUCAUGUGAAGAAGCUCUGGGAUGAUGAAGGCGUGAAGGCGUGCUUUGAGAGGUCCAACGAGUAUCAGCUAAUCGACUGCGCGCAAUACUUCCUGGAGAGAAUCGACAGUGUCAGUUUGGUGGACUACACACCCACAGACCAGGACCUUCUCAGAUGCAGAGUCCUGACAUCAGGGAUUUUUGAGACCCGAUUCCAAGUGGACAAAGUAAACUUUCACAUGUUCGACGUGGGUGGCCAGAGGGACGAGAGAAGAAAAUGGAUCCAGUGCUUUAACGACGUCACGGCUAUCAUUUACGUGGCGGCCUGCAGCAGCUACAACAUGGUUAUUCGGGAAGAUAACAACACCAACAGGCUCCGAGAGUCCCUGGACCUCUUUGAAAGCAUCUGGAACAACAGGUGGUUACGGACCAUUUCUAUCAUCUUGUUCUUAAACAAACAGGAUAUGCUGGCAGAAAAAGUCUUGGCAGGGAAAUCAAAAAUUGAAGAUUAUUUCCCAGAGUAUGCAAAUUAUACUGUUCCUGAAGAUGCAACACCAGAUGCAGGAGAAGAUCCCAAGGUGACCCGGGCUAAGUUCUUUAUCCGAGACCUGUUUUUGAGGAUCAGCACAGCCACAGGGGAUGGUAAACAUUACUGCUACCCACACUUCACCUGCGCCGUGGACACUGAGAACAUUCGCAGGGUGUUCAACGACUGCCGUGACAUUAUCCAGAGAAUGCACCUCAAACAGUACGAACUCUUGUGAGGCAGCCCUGGCGGGGAGGAGGGAGGGGGCGCGCCUUCUCGCACCUUCUCUCUGCCCGCCUCGCCUCCCCUGGCCACCCUGCCAGGUGGAGCAUUUACUCCAGCACUGUCACCCCCAAGCCGUGGUCAAAAGUAGGCUGUUCCCAGUCUCAUCCAGCUGCCACCUGUCCUGUUCUGUGUUCGCUCCUGUGUGACCACCAAGCCUCUGGCUACCUCUGUUCCCCUCGGGUUUGGUUUGUAGCUUUCCUCUUCACUGAGCACAACCUUCCCCAGCGUCCCCACUUGUACCCAUCUGUGUCACUGCAGACACCGCUGUCACGCAGUGGGGUGCUGCAGUGAAGUCUAUCUGGGCGAGGGCCCCUCUUAUUCAUCCACUCAGUGCUUUAUUGAUUCAGCAGGAGCUUGAUAAAUGGGGGAGCAAUGGCCCUUUUUUCCAAAUGAUCAAGCACGAUUUGUAGAAGCAGGGGAACGAUGCGGUCAGGUGGAUAAGUGGCCUCCCUUUCGGAGCUGAGUCGGCCCAAGAGCGAGGCCAGACCUCAAGUCACAAAGUGGAGGGAAAUCCUCUUUUCAGUCCUCUUUGAGUCACUGCCGACCUCCGGCAUUACAUUGGACCUACUUGGAGCCUUUUACAUUUAGGCAGAAAACCUACCACAUGCACCGCUGUCCUGUCUCAAAAUGAUUCUCUAGACUUUGAUUAUGCUUGGACAAGAGUCUCCUUCCAUACCUUGUUGUUGUUGUUGUUGUUUUAUGGCUGGUUUAUUGUAACUGUACAGACCACCAAAUGUAAUAUUAUUUUAUAUAACUCCUUCAAAAGUCCUUGUAGGUCUUUGUGCCUUGAUUACGGCUCUAUCUGUAAAGAAACCGUGUUUUUAUCGUGAACAGCUAAAUGUCAACAUUACCUGCUGCUUGCUCUAAAAAAAAGAAUGGUAUCUGUAGGAUUUAGAAUAUUUUAUCAGGUUAGUACUUUUAAAAAUAUCCUUGAUUAAAUAUAUAUAUACACACACAUAUAUAAUUAUACACAUGAAUUAGUCACAUCUUACAAUUUUGUACCCACAUCACAAGCUUCUUACAGAAACCAAGGAUUUUCUUUUCCUCCAAACAAUACCUUUUGAAUUUUUGCAAUUUAAAGACUUUUACAACCCCUCUGAGUAGAAACAGGCCAAGCAUUCCCUUAGUCGAAGCUUUUGCACCACUCACUUGACCACAGUUUCUAUUGUAAGCAAACAGCUAGAAGGAAACAGAGGACGUCAGAGUCUGUGUCCAGUCUAAGAAUCAAAGGAUGGCAUCUCCAUUUGCCCCUUGAAGAAGAAAUAUUACGAAACCUUUAUUCGAAAUGUGAAAUGCAGAGCCAAAAACCUAUGGCUGUUUCUCACACAGGAAAGAUUUGCAAAUGCAGCCUUAUAAGUUAUAGUACGGUACAAGAUCUAGAAAGCAAGAAUUACUAUAGCAGUGAUGCUUUACAUGUUCUGUCCACAGCCAGGCUUGGAGGGCAGUUUUCUUGGGUCCAAGAUAACCUGCAGAGAUAUCCAAGGUUCUAUUUCAACAACACAAAUCCAAAAGUGACAGGCUCACUGACGUCACUUCAUUUCCUUUUAGUCUUUAAUAUCUUAAAGUUUACUCUGGAAGGCAGCAUUUUAUAAUCCUUUAUAAAUGCAUCCAGAUUUAAAUUCGACUUUUCCAGGAAAGAGAGGAUGACAACUUUCCAGAUGAUCGAUCAGGG
This is a messenger RNA of Mustela erminea (ermine), 3529 nucleotides long. It is a transcript of the gene GNAL, whose product is annotated as G protein subunit alpha L. The record is from RefSeq and is a predicted model, not a curated record. The transcript is spliced from 12 exons. The coding region runs from base 437 to 1810 and encodes 457 amino acids. Gene Ontology annotation, cellular component: heterotrimeric G-protein complex. Gene Ontology annotation, molecular function: GTP binding; G-protein beta/gamma-subunit complex binding; GTPase activity. Lineage: Eukaryota; Metazoa; Chordata; Mammalia; Carnivora; Mustelidae. Gene Ontology annotation, biological process: adenylate cyclase-modulating G protein-coupled receptor signaling pathway.